Cinclus cinclus is the source of this 973-nucleotide messenger RNA. It is a transcript of the gene CBLN4, whose product is annotated as cerebellin 4 precursor. Bases 389 to 973 code for a protein of 194 amino acids. Lineage: Eukaryota; Metazoa; Chordata; Aves; Passeriformes; Cinclidae. Gene Ontology annotation, molecular function: protein binding. The transcript is spliced from 3 exons. The record is from RefSeq and is a predicted model, not a curated record.
UCCCGCAUCUCCAGCUCCGAUUGCCGGCAGCGGCACUCAUGGCAGCGCCAAAUGGGUUUAUUUCUCCGCCACCUCUCGUUUCUCUCUCUCAGCAAUAAUUCACCUGAGGGAUUUUCUUCCCCGCACCUCCCUUUUUCACGCUCUUUGUUGAUGCGGAGAGAAAGGAGAAAAGGGCGUUCUGGACAGCGCGGGUUUCUCUGGGCGGCUUUUCGCGGCGCUUUUUAAAGAGCCGGGGAGGGGAAAAAAAAGAAAGGAAAAAAAAAAAAAAAAAAAAAAAGAAGAAGACGGCACGAAGCGGUGGCGGUGGGAGGAGGAGGAGGCGAGGAGGGAAGAGGAGCCGGAGCAGCGGAGCUCCCGCGGUGGCCGGAGCCGGCCGCGGGUGCGGACCAUGGGCUGGCGGCUGCUGCUGCUGCUGGCCCUGGCCCUGGGCGGCCGCGUCGCCACCGCGCAGAACGACACCGAGCCCAUCGUGCUGGAGGGCAAGUGCCUGGUGGUGUGCGACUCCAACCCGGCCCCCGACGCCAAGGGCUCUAAUUCCUCGCCGCUGGGCAUCUCCGUGCGGGCGGCCAACUCCAAGGUGGCUUUCUCGGCCGUGCGGAGCACCAACCACGAGCCCUCCGAGAUGAGCAACAAGACGCGCAUCAUCUACUUCGACCAGAUCCUUGUAAAUGUGGGGAAUUUUUUCACGUUGGAGUCUGUCUUUGUAGCACCACGGAAAGGAAUUUACAGUUUCAAUUUUCAUGUAAUUAAAGUCUACCAGAGUCAAACAAUUCAGGUGAAUUUGAUGCUGAAUGGGAAGCCAGUGAUCUCUGCUUUCGCUGGGGACAAGGAUGUCACCCGUGAAGCUGCCACCAACGGGGUCCUGCUGUACCUGGACAAGGAGGACAAGGUUUACCUGAAGCUAGAGAAAGGAAACCUGGUUGGUGGAUGGCAGUACUCGACAUUCUCUGGCUUUCUGGUGUUCCCCCUGUAA